GGUUCAGUAUUUGCCGUAUUUCGUAACAUUUGCUUUAUAUAAGACCCUGUUUCCAGUGUCCAACCGUGCAUAUCACCUGAAUUCACAGCUGUGUUAGUGUGUCUUAAGAGUGCAAAAUCUAUCUCAUCAUGCCUGAGUUACCUACAGAAGAGUUCCAAAAUUUCUUGGACCAAAAUCAAUAUACAGAGACCGGUAUUCUGAGAUACGAGAAGAUUUUUGGCAGAGGAUUCGUUAGCACUGGAGGUUUAGAAACUACAAAGGAAUUUGUGGGACUUUUAGACUUGAAACCUGGCCAGAAAGUUCUUGAUGUUGGCUGUGGAAUUGGAGGGAGUGCCUUUUACAUGUACAAAAAUUAUGGCGUAGAUGUGCUUGCAGUUGAUCUUUCAACAAACAUGAUUAGAAUUGGGCAAAGAAGAGCACAGGAAGAAAAGUGUGCAGAUAACGUGAAAUUUGCUAUUGUUGACAUCACAACAGCAAAUUACAAGCCAGAAUCAUUUGACGUGAUAUACAGCAGAGAUACCAUUCUACACAUCGCUGAUAAGGAAACACUCUUUACCAAUUUUCUGAAAUGGCUCAAACCAGGAGGACAGCUACUUAUAUCAGACUAUAACCGGGGCGAACAAGAACCUUCAGAUAGAUUUAAAGCUUACGUAAAACAGCGCAACUAUCAACUCGUAACAAGAAAGGAGUAUGGGAAGAUCUUAGAAAAAGUUGGGUUCACACAAGUUAAAGCUGAAGAUAAAACGGAGAUGUUUAAGGGUGUAUUGAACAGAGAACUUAAUGAGACUAAAGCAAUACAAGAUGAGUUUAUUAAAGAGUUCACUCAAAAGGAUUAUGAUGACAUUGUUGGAGGAUGGUCUAGCAAACUUGUACGCAUUGCUGAUGGAGAUCAGAAGUGGGGUCUUUUCCGUGGAGUCAAACCACAGCAAUAAAUACAUACACAUAUGCCAAAAUAUACCAUAAUAUGAACAAACAAUGAUGACAAUGACACACAGGAAGUAAAAUUCCUUUUUGUGUCUAUUCAUAAAGCAUUUCCAACCACAAUCAAACGAAAACAUGCUCCAAAGACCAGUAACAAUCACAAGAUAUUUUAAAUGAGUCUUAAAUUUUAAUAAAAGCUAUCGCAAUAAUGAUGGUCAAAAAA
Messenger RNA from Exaiptasia diaphana, 1144 nucleotides. RefSeq names its product phosphomethylethanolamine N-methyltransferase. The transcript is spliced from 7 exons. The coding region runs from base 129 to 932 and encodes 267 amino acids. The record is from RefSeq and is a predicted model, not a curated record. Lineage: Eukaryota; Metazoa; Cnidaria; Anthozoa; Actiniaria; Aiptasiidae.